Molecule: messenger RNA, 1417 nt
Organism: Brachypodium distachyon (stiff brome)
Lineage: Eukaryota; Viridiplantae; Streptophyta; Magnoliopsida; Poales; Poaceae
Product: proliferating cell nuclear antigen
Exons: 4
Coding region: 263-1156 (297 amino acids)
Biological process (GO): mismatch repair; translesion synthesis; regulation of DNA replication
Cellular component (GO): PCNA complex
Molecular function (GO): DNA binding; DNA polymerase processivity factor activity
Source: RefSeq, a predicted model, not a curated record
UUUGAUUAAUGGAAAGGGGAGAGAUCCAGGUGUUAAAAAAAAAAAGUGCAGGCAGCGAGACGGCGGGAAAUCCCCAGGAAUCUUCCGGAGCAAGGAGCGCGGAGGCAAGUUUCCCCAUCUUCUCCCGCCCCUCUUCCCCUGCGCCGCCGCCGCCGCCGGGCCGUCCAAGAGCUAUUAAUCUCCCUUUCCCCUUCCUCCAUUCCCCUCCGCCGCUCUCCCCUCCCAAACCCCUCCUCGCACCCAAGUGGGGAGCGCCGCCACCAUGUCCGUCAAAGAGGGGAGCGCCGACACGGAUCUCCCCACCAUUUUUGAGGUGCGGCUGGAGCAGGCGACCCUCUUCAAGAAUCUCGUGGAGGCGAUCAGCGACCUGUUCAGUGAGGCCUACUUCAACUUCUCCGGCAGGGGCCUCGAUGUCCGGGCCGUCGACAGCAGCGGCUUCACGCUCGUCGCGUUCCUCCUCCGCGCCGAGGCCUUCAAUUACUACAGCUGCGACCGCGCCCUCUCCGUGGGCCUGAGCCUCGCCGACAUGGCCAAGGCCGUCCGCUACGCCAACAAUGACGACAUCCUCACCAUCAAGGCCGUGGAAGAAUGGUUCUACGUCGUUACCUUCACGUUCGAGUCGCCCAAUGGUGUGAUUAUGGAUUAUGAUUUCAAUUGCGAGGACAAUGACGACGGCCCCCUCGAAAUCAGUGAAUCCCCGGGAUCCGAUUACCAGGCCAUAGUCUGCAUGCCCUCUGCCAUGUUUAUGGGUAUCUGCAACAAGCUCAGCAGCUUCGGGGAGAGGGACACUGUUGUCAUCUCGGUGGAUAAGGAGCAUGUCAGGUUCUUCACUGGGGGGGAAACUGGGAGCUCAUCAAUUGUCUGCAGGCAGACCCAAACUGUUGACAAGCCAAAAGAACCUAUCGUUAUGGAGGUGAAAGAAGAGGUUUCCCUGACCUUUCAACUGAGGCACAUGAACUCCUUCUCCAAGGCGUCUACCCUGUCUGAUCAAGUGACUAUCAGUCUUUCAUCCAAGCAAUCCGCGGUGUUCGAGUACAAGAUCGCAGAGAUGGGCUACAUCAGAUAUUACCUGUCGCCAGAUGAGAUGCGGAAUGACGAAGAUGACGCUGCAAAGGAAGAUAAGAUGCAGAAUGAGGGAGAUGAGAUGCAGAACUGAUGACUAGCGGGGAUACGCAUGGUCAUGUUGCCUGCUUUGUCUUUCCACCAUCAAUUGCUUGACUAUUGUUUGCAAGCAAAAAAGAUGUUAUGUCUAUCUAUUUAUUAUGUCUCAUCUAUUUAGGCCAGACAGUUUCAGCUGCUUGUAUCAGUAUCUGCUGUGAGUCCUUGGAGUCCUUGGAUUUACAGUGAAUUUAGAUGAGUGGAUUUGUGCUUUGUGCAUUGUUAUAUGCUGUGCUGUUUGAUCCGGUCACACAAUUUA